ACGAAGUUAUCCAUCACCAGUUACUGCAGCAGUUCAUCGACAUUAAUUUGAUUGUAGAGGAGCUGAAAAAGUGAAAAUGGGAAAAAUACGCGUCAUUCGACAAGGUUUGUGCUUUCCUGGAAACCUUCCCGGUAGAUUGACUUCGAAGGCUGAAACUGUUAUUAUUAAGUGAAGCUUAUCUUGCUGUCAAUUGCAUGGAAGCCAAAUUGGAGCAGGGAAGAAAUGUGCAACAAAUCUAGCGUUUCAAGAUCGAUCAGCUGGGGCAAAAGGUUGAUCCUUUAGAUGACAGGUUGAGAUCGGUGGAGACCAUUGUGCAGAGAUUGGACACUAAGUUGGGAUCGAUCAGCUUGGGCAAAAUGUUGAUAGUUUAGACGAGAGCUUGAGAUCAGUGGAGAUCAUUCUGCAGAAAUUGGAUAUCAAGCUAGGACAGAUACUCGAUUUGCAACAAGAACUGCAGUCAACAUUGACUGACUUCAAUUCUGAAGUGGAAAGCUUGAUUCAGUAUUCUCAUUGUCCUCAGCACGCGACAACCCCCAAGCUACCUUACGUUAUACUGACGAUGUCGACAACCCCCAAGCAACCUUACGUCAACGCAGACUUCUCUGUUGGAAUUAUGGAAAGGGUGAGUAAUUUUCUGCAGCUCCAGACAGCCGUUCCCUUAAAUUUGAUGUGUGAGUCUGAAGCUGGACAUCACGAGGUCAAAGAUCAAGAAGCUUUGAGAUUAUGCUUGGUUCGGAAGAAUCGGGAGGUGUUUCGGAAAUAUCUUCAAUUCUCCUUGGAAUCCUUGUAUUAUGCUGGAGCGCUUGUGUACGUCGCGUGGACUGCGAAUUCAUCCUCAUUCCCUUUACUCUUAGUUGGUAUAUUAGCUGCAAUAUUUGUGAACUCGUUGUUCCGGGCGGCUGUAUCUCUUGGAUCUGUUGUUGUAAAUCUAGAUGGCAUUAGCGAUCGUGAUCGUAGUGCACUUCUAAAAGGUGAAAAAAGCAAGGAGCUGACAGAAGCAUGGUUGAGGAUUCAGCAAACUCAUGCGCCUCAGCUUCAAGAUAGCUAUUCGUCAAUCUUCAGCUUGUAUCAGAUUCAAAAAACGACUUGACGAGCAUGAAUCGGAAGACUUUAGGCGGAGGGGGUGGUGGACGCGAAUGUGCUGGACAACAUUAUUUUGCGGUUGUUGGAAGUUCGGGCAGGAAGGCCAGGCAAACAAGUCCAGUUGUCCGAGGCGGAGAUCCGACGAUUGUGCUUGGCGUCCAAGGACCUUUUCUUGGCGCAGCCCAACCUGCUAGAGCUCGAGGCUCCUAUCAAGAUCUGUGGUGAUAUCGAUGGGCAAGAAUUCAGAUCUUUUGAGGCUGUUUGAAUAUGGCGGUUUUCCGCCUGAGGCCAACUACUUGUUCCUUGGGGACUAUGUGGAUCGAGGAAAGCAGAGCCUAGAAAUCAUUUGCCUUCUUCUGCUGCUCGCUUGAAGUGGUGACGGGAGCAAUCUGUAUUUGGGAACGAAGGAGGGUGGGAUUGGAGCUGGCUGGUCGUGAUCAUUGUGUUCGGCGAGAAGUUGGAGGAGGAGAAGAGCGAAUCCGGGGAAUUGAGCUUUGUUUGUGACAGGACCCGCGCGGGCGCACAACAUGGAUGGCUUGAUAGGGUUGGUUAAUAGAAUACAGAGGGCUUGCACGGUGCUUGAAGAUAAUGGAGGUGAGAAUGCUCUCGGAACUUUGUGGGAUGCUUUGCCCUCGGUGGUUGUGGUCGGAGGACAGAGUUCAAGAAGGCCGUCAGAGUUGGAAAGUGUUGUCGGGAAAGAUUUUCUUCCUUGUGGAUCAGAUAUCGUCAUGAGACGGCCCCUAGUGUUACAGUUGCAAAAGACCGAGGAUGGAACGAGGGAGUGGGCUGACUUUCUUCAUGCUCCUUGAAAGAGGUUUGAGGGCUUUGCUCUUGUCAGGAAAGAAAUUUCCGAUCAAACAUACAGGGCUGGUGGUCGAAAGGGAAUUUUAAUAAUUCCAAAUUAUCUUACAGUCUACUCUCCGAAUGUGGUCAAUCUUACCCUGGUGGAUCUUCCCGGGUUGACGAAGGUCGCCGUCGAGGGACAAUCGGAUAGCAUUGUUGCUGAUAUUGAGGACAUGGUUCGUUCAUACGUGGAGAAGCCGAAUUCCAUCAUGGCCAUGAUGGAAUUCGACCCUGUCUUCAAGGAUUACCUUGACGGAGGGCGAACUGGUGUGAGGAUGACAAGGACUGGAGAGAGCAAAAAUUAGAAAAGGAGGACAAGAAGUACGAUGAAGAUGUGAAGGAUCUCUGGAGGAAGGACUGCGAGAAGAAGCCUGAGGUCACGAAGGACAACAAACAAAGCUACCUGAAACCUGAAGACAAGAAGAACAGAAGAAGAAUUACAAGAAGCCUGAAAACAAGGAGAAGGAGGAUGGAAGGAGGAGGGAGCAGCUUUUGGCGAUGGAAGACGAAAGCUCGAUAGGUAGAAGGAGGAGGUAGACUACAGCAACUCGCUCGCACAUGACCAUGUUUCGAGAAAAACUUUGCUUCUGGAACAACAACUCGCACCUCUCCUUGGGCUGAACAGACAGGACGAAGAAGAAAGACAGAGAGGCAGGCCAGACAAAUAGACAGGCAGGAUUAGCGUGGGACCAAGAACGUAACAGAUAUCGUUGGUAUCGGAGUACUUGACUGAGGCAUAUGAUCGUUUUGCUCCAUCCUUUUGACAGAUACAGACAUGAUGUGGUGUAGAAUCGCAUUCUCCCAGUCCAAUUGUGAAUGGAGUUUUACACAACGCAGAUUACAUCACAUCUUAGAUAUGCUUUCCAUGAAACUCUGAGUAGACAUCCAACCGUCUUUGCUCCGAACCAGUCAUUUAUGUUUCAGAUUCACCUGCAGAGCUCUCAGCUUGUCCACUCAGUUCGGUCACCCGUGAAGGUGCCAUUAGUAUUGUGCUGGCAAUUGCACCAGCAGCCGAAUUACCGCAGAGAAUAAAUGUGCAGCUGAGUCUCUGCCUCCCGGUUUGCUGCGAAUAAUGUAGCUAAAAUGUCAUAGUCCAUGGCGUGCCCCAGUAAAAUAUGAUCGGACGACAAGCUGUAUGCCCAAUGUCCAUUUGCUUUUCGUUUUCAGUCAAGGUAAAAUUUAAACUACCGUAUCCAGACAAAGCACCUGAAAUGAUUUAGACAAGGAGUAACAAUUCAACCGUUUUAGUGACUGGGCCUCAUGGACUCUGGCUACUCUACUGCAUGGAUAUUCCAGGGAACUGAUGGACACCGUCCACAGUCCGCAAUCGUCUGAAAAAUAGGCCUUCAUUAAAAUUUUAGAACUGUAGCGAUUAUCUUCAUGUGGUUUAUGCAGUUGGGGUUUGAAAAUGCCCAGGUACUCCGACUUGUGGAGGACUAGAGUUGCAUAUGAGUCGCUACAACUAUGAAUACUACGGCAUGAAGUGAAUUCGACUGCUGGACUAUGACUCGAUCCUGAAUUCUUUUCCAUCGCCGGGCCUCUCCAAGCCCCAUGCGACUCAAGGUGGGACAGUUCUUUGUAAACUGACCAGAGUCACUGGUGCUGUAUGGAAAGCUAUUUUCUCGAUGAAACAACAAGACAUGUUUCCAAAAUGAAAUCUAUCGAGCUCGGUAGCGUCAUAGUGCUGUCGUUAUACCCACGUGUUCUUCCUGAAACCCGUACGCUGCAUUCCAGAGGAACAAACAUUAAGCCAGCCGUCACUUAUGCUUGAGAGUUGCUGGUGGAACACAGUUUGGAGAUGUGACGUGUUUCAUAGCAUUUACAGUAAUCAUUCUCAAUCACUUAUCAGUAUCAUACUUGUGCUAAUUUAUGCGAUUCCGCAUUAUUUUUAUUAUUCCCGUAUCCCAGUAGCUUGAUUAUACUCACCCGUAGAGGAGAGUAUAAUAUCUCCACUAUUGCUUGGAAAGCAACCUCUUAUGCGUUUAUUCUUCCAGGAUAAACGCUUUUCAUUCCCAUCCAUAUAAAAAAUGCUCCGUUUCAUUUUGCCAAAGUGGCUCGCACUUCCUGCGUUUGGACUAAAAAAUACUGGUGCUUAGUUCUGUAGGCACCAGUAGCAGGGAAGAAGCUGAAAGAAUAAAGAGGCUUCUGGGAUGAUGUAUUCCAUUGAGCUCAGGGUUUGACUCAGAAUGCGUGUUAAAAAAAAAUAGAAGGGGCUAUUGUGAUUUUAAUGGAUUCUACAGUUGAGGCAUUGUCUUGU
Molecule: messenger RNA, 4183 nt
Organism: Marchantia polymorpha subsp. ruderalis
Lineage: Eukaryota; Viridiplantae; Streptophyta; Marchantiopsida; Marchantiales; Marchantiaceae
Source: the annotation of a GenBank genome assembly